CGCCAGGAAGGGUCCUUCGCCCUCGCUCACACAGCAGUGACAGCGCAGCAGCAGCAGCAGCAGCCAGGGAGAGCAGCUCCCGUGGGUCGCAGUGAAUGGAUGACUUCUUGGGUGACUCCUCCCAGCCAUGAGCCUGGGGUCCUGUAGCCCGGGCUGAUCCGGCAGCCACCUGUGCCUAUUAGCCAAUUUGUCUUGUUGUUUGCUCUAUCCCGGCAGUGCAGCGGGCAGGCCCGAUCAGGGUCCUUCUUGGGUCUCGUCACGCUUGCUGUGUAUGAGGUCCCCGGCAGCAGAACGAGAGAUACGGCUGGAUGUGCCGGUGACAGGAGGAGGCGAGAUGGCCACCGGAGGAGUGCUGGGACCCGGGGGUCUGCGGCUCCUGGUCUGCUUCCUGGGGGUCUUUGUAUGUUACUUCUACUAUGGCAUCUUACAGGAGACCAUAACACGAGGGACAUAUGGCGAGGGGGAAAACAAGGAGAAGUUUCGAUAUGCACUGUCACUGGUAUUUGUUCAGUGUAUCAUUAAUGCUGUAUUUGCCAAGUUUUUGAUCGGUUUCUUCGAUACAAAGGGUAAGGCAGACCGCACACAGAGCUGGCUCUAUGCGGCAUGCUCACUAUCCUACGUAGGAGCCAUGGUGUCCAGUAACUCAGCACUCCAGUAUGUCAACUACCCCACACAGGUGUUGGGGAAAUCCUGUAAGCCCAUCCCAGUUAUGCUCCUAGGAGUUACCAUCCUCCGGAAGAAAUACCCAUUGACCAAGUACCUGUGUGUACUACUCAUAGUGCUAGGAGUAGCUCUGUUUAUGUACAAGCCCAAGAAUACCAGUCCCACAGAUGAUGAUCACAUAUUUGGCUAUGGAGAACUUUUGCUGCUGCUGUCUCUGACCUUGGAUGGGAUGACUGGGGUGUCUCAGGAUCACAUGCGAGCGCAUUUCCAGACUGGUUCCAACCAAAUGAUGCUUCAUAUCAAUCUCUGGUCCAGUUUAUUCCUAGGAGCAGGCAUUGUUUUUACUGGAGAGGUAUGGGAGUUCCUGAGUUUCACUGAACGUUUCCCAAGUAUCAUCUACAACAUCCUACUCUUCAGCUUAACUAGCGCCCUGGGGCAGACUUUCAUUUUCAUGACUGUGGUCUAUUUUGGUCCUUUGACUUGUUCCAUCAUCACAACCACCCGAAAGUUCUUUACUAUCUUGGCCUCAGUACUGCUCUUCUCCAAUCCGAUUAGUAACUUACAGUGGGUUGGGACGUUGCUGGUGUUUCUAGGUCUGGGACUUGAUGCCAAAUUUGGUAAAGGAUCCAAAAAGCCGUCCCACUGAUGCCGUUUUCCAGGAGCCUUCAAAUGACGUUAUCAUACCUCACUCUCUGUUCAACUAUAUGUUUUAUUUUUGGUUUAUUUUUAUAAGAUAGCUAUGUGUAAUUUUGACUUAUUUUAUUGAUGACGGAAGGGAUGCAAUUUUAGUGGAGAAUGUAGGAGUAUUAAACGAAAAAAAAGAUUGAGUGUCUCUUUGCCUUUACUUCUGCAAAGUGUAACUGUUUUGGAGCAGAAAUGAAUGUUCAGACCUACUGUACCUUGUAAUCUUCUCGUGUGUCUAGGAUCAGAUCUAAUUUUGCAGCAGUUCUUUCUGCCCUUUAAUAAAACAUCUGAUGAAUAUUACAAUACAGAGAGCCUGAACACACUGCUUGGCUCUGAAUUGUACCAUUUGCAUAACUGCAGCUUCAGAUCUGGAGAAUCAUGCCCUCCACAGACUUCUCCCACCAUACAUGAAAGCGAGAGGAGCAGCUGCUUAGAGCUUCCCAUCUGGUGCAUCCCAAAGCAAGCCCCUGGAUCUUAUUAAUACCCUGGACUGGCACAACCAGGCCAUGGACCAGUCUGGCUUCUAUCAAUGGAAAAAGACCAAGUAUAAAAGACUUAGCGAAAACAAGAGCAUAAACAGACGGAUAUAUUUAUUAGAAUUAUUGUGAAGUUCUACCAGAGAGAGAGUCAAUUUAAUCAAGCAAUAAUAUAGAUAGGAAUGCCAGGUUAUUAUAUUCUUUAUUUUUUUUAACUAUAAAGGCAGUUAAACUAUUCACCGUGUGAUUAGGUGUGGCAGAUCUGUUUACGUGUUGGAAAUGCUUAAGCAUCCUUCAUACCUCAGUGAUAUCUGCCCUAGUAUGUAUCCUGGGUUCUCAUUAAUAAGCGUUUAGUCCACAAAUUGUCUGCUUCCACUAUUAACAUGACAGGUGCUCUUUGAAGCUAUCCAUAGGCUGUAAUACUGACCCCCAACAUGCUAUAACUAGGUACUGCAUUCCAUCAACUGCAUAUUGUUUACAGAUUUGUGAAUAGUUUGUCACAGUACGGAGGAUAACCAUUAUAAUAUAUAAUGUUCUUUUAAAAAAAUAAAAUAAAACUGUAUUAUUAUUUUUUUAAUGUAAUGCCAGUGGUUCUUUAGGGCUUUACAUAGCUAACGAAGGUACACUGCCAAUGCAUAAUAAUGCAAGGAUUGAAUACAAGUGUUUUGAAAAUUAAGAGCCAAAAGAACCCAAAGGAAGAUAAACUGGAUCUGUAAAGCUACACUUUGUUUAAUUGAAAUAUUUAUAACAGCGCUAGAUAGAAAGGAUUGGUAUCAGUACACAUACUAAACUAUCCUGUGCUGCUACAGUUUAAUAAACAAUGUUACUCUGU
Messenger RNA from Pseudophryne corroboree (corroboree frog), 2655 nucleotides. RefSeq names its product solute carrier family 35 member B1 (gene SLC35B1). The record is from RefSeq and is a predicted model, not a curated record. Gene Ontology annotation, biological process: UDP-galactose transmembrane transport. NCBI's taxonomy places the organism in Eukaryota, Metazoa, Chordata, Amphibia, Anura, Myobatrachidae. The transcript has 9 exons. Gene Ontology annotation, cellular component: Golgi membrane; endoplasmic reticulum membrane. Gene Ontology annotation, molecular function: UDP-galactose transmembrane transporter activity; UDP-glucose transmembrane transporter activity. Bases 272 to 1309 code for a protein of 345 amino acids.